Molecule: messenger RNA, 204 nt
Organism: Aphanomyces invadans
Lineage: Eukaryota; Oomycota; Saprolegniomycetes; Saprolegniales; Verrucalvaceae
Exons: 2
Coding region: 1-204 (67 amino acids)
Source: RefSeq, a predicted model, not a curated record
AUGUCAGCAACGUUUGCUGGGCUUGUGACGUUUUGGGCACAUCUCGAAGGCGACAUGAUCGCGCCGGACCGACUCCUCGAGGGCGCUGACAAGUCGAGCAUGGUGCACGCAUACUGCCGCAUCGACACCCUCGCGGAAGGCCGCAUCAUGAUGGACGGCAUCGACAUUGCAACGCUCGGUCUGUGGCAUCUGCGCACCCACUAG